Messenger RNA from Nicotiana tabacum (common tobacco), 486 nucleotides. The record is from RefSeq and is a predicted model, not a curated record. Lineage: Eukaryota; Viridiplantae; Streptophyta; Magnoliopsida; Solanales; Solanaceae.
AUGGCUAUCGAUCAGACCGAAGAACUCACAUCCAGUACGAGCAGAAACGAUCAACCUAUUAUCGAUGUAAGCAGUCCUCUAUACAUUCAUCCUUCGGAUAGUCCCGGAGUGACUCUAAUACCAGUUCCUUUUGAUAGAAUUGGGUAUAGGUCAUGGAGAAGGAGUGUAUUGAGAGCCCUGUCAGUCAAACAUAAAUUAGGGUUCGUGAAUGGAGACUGUAGGAAGCCUCCUCCUAAUUCUCCACAAUUUUGUCAAUGGGAAAGAAGUGACGAUAUGGUAACUUCCUGGAUUCUCAAUUCCCUGUCAAAGAAAAUUUCCGAUAGUGUUGAAUAUGUCAAAUUAUGGAGAGAAUUGGAGGAUCGAUAUGACCAAACGAAUGGUGCAAAGUUGUAUCAAAUCCAAAAGGAGAUUAAUGAUCUAGUCCAAGGAUCCUUGGAUAUUACUGUCAUACCUCCUUUUUCGGCUGCACCCCGCAAAGGGGCGUAA